This is a messenger RNA of Auanema sp. JU1783, 678 nucleotides long. The record is from the annotation of a GenBank genome assembly. Lineage: Eukaryota; Metazoa; Nematoda; Chromadorea; Rhabditida; Rhabditidae.
AUGGAGACAGCAGAAAAUGCUCCAAAGUCUCCAACAUUGACGUUAAAAGAAAUUCGUAAAAGUGGAAGAAGUGGCAUAAGAUCUGCUCGUAGUUUACAAAGUAUAAAGAGCUCAAAGAGCAAUCGAAGUACAAACAGUGUGCGUGUCUUCAACCAUGGUCAUCAAACCUAUUUCACUUGUUUUGGAUCAUUACAUGUUAAGCUGGCAACUUGUGGAGUCGGUAUGAUUACGUUAGCAAUUGUUUGUUCAGCAUUGAUCUACUGUGUUUAUACAUCACAAGAGCUUGAAAAACCUGCUAUGAAACUUUACAUAUUACCACUUAUUUUAAUAAUUGUUAUUCUGUUGUAUCUCUAUAUUGGAAUCAUGCAGAAGAAAGCUAGGUUAAUCUUUCCAUUCAUCGCCUUGCAGAUUUUCUUUGUUUUUGCCACAGCCAUUGCAAUCGUCAUGAUCUCCAUAGCAGUUGUUUGUCGUACCAAGUUCAUCCUUCAGAUAUUUGUCCCUAUAGACAAGAAAUCAACAGAACAAGAUUAUCUCAGAAUGUCCCUGGCAACAGCGGUGAUUCUUUUUCUGCAAUUGUUUUUUCAACUUUGGGCUCUCCGUUCCGUGUGUGGCUGCUUCAGAUAUUUAUCAGAUCUCAAGCGAUUCAAUAUUCGUCAAUCUCAAUUAAACUUUAUUUGA